AUGAAGCGCAACCCCCGCGUCACCAGCUCCCGCCGGAAGUGCCGCAAGGCGCACUUCACGGCCCCGUCCUCCGUCCGCCGUGUGCUCAUGUCCGCGGCGCUGUCGACGGAGCUCCGCCACAAGUACAACGUGCGCUCCAUCCCGAUCCGCAAGGACGACGAGGUGCAGGUCGUGCGCGGCACCUACAAGGGCCGCGAGGGCAAGGUGGUGCAGGUGUACCGCCGCCGCUGGGUCAUCCACGUCGAGCGGAUCACCCGCGAGAAGGUGAACGGCUCCACCGUGAACGUGGGCAUCCACCCCUCGAAGGUGAUCGUCACCAAGCUGAAGCUCGACAAGGACCGCAAGGCACUCCUCGACCGCAAGGCCAGGGGCCGCAACGCCGACAAGGCUAAGGGCAAGUUCACCGCCGACGAUGUCGCCGCCGCUGCUGCUGGUGCCGCCGCCACCGGUGCCUCUCUCCAGGAGAUCGACUAG
Molecule: messenger RNA, 474 nt
Organism: Miscanthus lutarioriparius
Lineage: Eukaryota; Viridiplantae; Streptophyta; Magnoliopsida; Poales; Poaceae
Source: the annotation of a GenBank genome assembly